Messenger RNA from Phyllotreta striolata, 2256 nucleotides. NCBI's taxonomy places the organism in Eukaryota, Metazoa, Arthropoda, Insecta, Coleoptera, Chrysomelidae. The record is from the annotation of a GenBank genome assembly.
GAUGUCAAAAGAUGAAUAUAUUGAAGUUUAACAAUUUCGAAUUAAAAAUUAUCAAAAUAAUAUGACCCACAAUCACUAUUCCAACCAGUUUAUUAACCAUUAGAGAGGUCUUUAAACUAAAUUUUCGUCUAAGCAUGUCUCUUCUAGAUCAAUCCAAAGAAAACCGCCCCAUAAAGAAACCAAAAUCUACCAAAGAAACCAACGAUUUUUCAAAAAUCGGCGGCCUCAACCACCACCUCCGAACACUAAGAGAAAUCGUCAUCUUUCCUCUACUACACGGCAACGUCUUUGCCCAUUUCAAAAUCAAAGCUCCACGCGGGGUGCUAUUCUACGGACCCCCAGGUACCGGUAAAACUCUAGUAGCCGGAGCUCUAGCGGCGGAACUCAACAAAGAAGGCGUCGGCAAAGUGAGCUUCUUCCCUCGAAAGGGAGCCGACAUCCUGGAUAAAUGGGUAGGAGAAUCCGAGAAGAACCUUCGAGCUCUAUUCGAAAAGGCGACAAAGAGUCGCCCUUCGAUAAUCUUCUUCGACGAAUUGGAUGGCCUAGCACCGAUCAGAUCGGAUAAAAACGACCACGUGCAUUCCAGCGUCGUGGCCACGCUACUCUCCCUUCUCGACGGAUUGGAUACCAAACCAGGAGUCAUCGUCAUCGGAGCGACGAACCGCAUAGAAGCCAUCGAUCCGGCGUUGCGGCGCAAAGGUCGCUUCGACAAAGAGCUCUAUUUCCCUCUGCCAGGAACUCUAGCCAGAAGAGAUAUCCUGCAAAUCCUCACGAGCAACUGGAAACGGAAACCCAGCGGGGAGUUCUUGGAGGAACUAGCCGACAUGACGCACGGUUUCUGCGGCGCAGACCUCCAAGCCCUGUGCUCGGACGCUGUUUUAACGUGCUUGAGAAGAGCCUACCCGAAAAUCGACUCCCGGGGAGCCGAUAUCAAAGUGGAACCGGAUUUGCUCCAGGUCGAAGAAAGUGACUUCCUGGAGGCGAGAACUCAUCUAGUACCGUCCAACGUGAAAUACGGAUUAAUCAUGCGUAAACUCAGCCAUACAGUUAAACCGUUACUGAGACGACAGCACGAUAGGAUCAUCAAGUACAUAAACUUGCUCUGGCCGCAUUUCCUCCAAGAGGAUUAUGAGUACAAAUUCGCCGCAGGUGACAGGAGAUACGCAGCGAGAGUUUUGUUAAUUGGAGACAAUACUCAAGGUCUCAACACCCAUUUGUUACCGUCUGUACUGAAGAAUUUAGAGCACAUUCCGCAGUUUGUGCUGGAUACCAGGUCUAAUUUGAGCUUCCAAUUCAACAUAACUAGUCAAUUUCCUUCGGUAAUUAUUCUGUCGCGUGUGGAUGAAUGGUGGGAGGAUAUCAACGAAUAUGAUCAGCACAAUAUAGUUACCUCAUUGGAAGAGAUCCAUGCAGGCUUACCUAUCCUCACCAUAGCUUCUUGUAAUGUUGAAGUACCUGGAAAGCUGCACAAUUUCUUCUACAAUAACAAUACUCUUCUAGUGAGGAUUGAGAAUCCUACUGAGAGGGAACGGGAGGAAUUCCUGGCGCCUUUGUUCUUCGAUGAAAACAAUCUGAGCGUGAGCUACGUGUGGAACAGGUGGAGUAGGUUAUGCACGGAAGGUAAAGGGAAGAGUUCGAAGAAGAAAAAUAAUUUCGGACUGGAAAUAGCCGGCUUGUUAAGGAAAGGUAAAAGAAAGAGGGAAUCUUCGUUAGUGCGCGAGGCAAAGAAAAUUAGAUGUACUGUGAAGAAAUCAUCCAGCGACACAAGCAUAUUUGAUUUAGAAAGGAAAAUUACCAAUAUGCAAUUGCAACUAACCACCUCCUGCGAUUCGGUGAGGAACAAGCAAUAUUUCACCAGGGUAUUAUCCGAUUUGUUGAAUAAAAGAAACACUUGGGAAUCUAACACCGAUACAACCGGCAUCGGCGAGUGCUGUUCGUACGACGAAGAGACGAGUAGGGAGAAGAUCUACAAUGUGUGGAAGCACGCUUCGGAGGUGACGACGAGAAACAUGGGCGUCUCGCACUUGGAGACGCUGUACGAUGUGAUAUCGGCCUGUGUGGCGAUAAAUCAGAAUUCCUUCGACGACCUAGUGGUGAAUUUGGAAAACGUCCUAGAAAAAAUCGAGAAUUCCUAUCGAGUUUCGCCAGACGGGGAUUUUUAAUAGGAUCAGAUCGCACCAGAUCAGAGUGGGUCAGAAGGGAUCGAUGAUACGAUUAAGUGGUAAAUUGUAUUGAAUAUAAAAAUAGACAUUAAAG